Molecule: messenger RNA, 2268 nt
Organism: Elephantulus edwardii (Cape elephant shrew)
Lineage: Eukaryota; Metazoa; Chordata; Mammalia; Macroscelidea; Macroscelididae
Gene: SPRED1
Product: sprouty-related, EVH1 domain containing 1
Exons: 8
Coding region: 851-2188 (445 amino acids)
Biological process (GO): multicellular organism development; negative regulation of MAPK cascade
Cellular component (GO): membrane
Molecular function (GO): protein kinase binding
Source: RefSeq, a predicted model, not a curated record
CUCUCGCAGGCGUGAGGAGCUUGUCCGCGGAGCUGCUGGUGGACACCGGCUGGCGGGGCACCUCCGGCCGCUCCUCUCGCUGCUUCUCGGGACCUGGGCCCCACCCGUUCUGCUCCCCGCCCGGCCCGAGAGGGAGCGAUCGGCUCGCCUCGCCCCCGCCUCCCCCUUCAGGAGGAGUCCCAGCUGGAGCGUGUCUGGAGGAAUCCGCCGCCGCCACCACCGCCGCGGGGACCGUCGUCCUGUUCUACCCUUUCCUGAGAGACUCAGUGGCCGCGGGGGACUGAGUCUGCAGCCGGCGGCGAGGCGGGAGAUGGUGGGCUGGGCUCCGGCAGGACCGCGCCGCCGCCGCCGCCCGGAGCUUUGGCUCAGCACCCCCCCGCCGGCCCCCACCGAGCGGAGCUCUGCUUCCUCCUCGCCGCAUCCCUGAGGGAAGCGCCGCCUCUGCUCCCGGCUUCUCCGCCCGCCCGCUCCUUCCUGGCCGGACCCCGCCGCACUCCACCCCGGCGGACGGUGCCGCUCUCCCGUAGCCUUCUCGGUCCCCGGCCCUUUUCUCCUUUCCACCCACCCCUCCCUCCCGUCUGCGCGGAGCCCUGGGCCGGGCGCUGCUGGAGCGGAGGAAGAGGCUGGGGUCGCCACGGCGGAGGCUGCUGCCGCCACCCCCCUGCGGGGGUGGCCGGGGUUCCCGGCUGGGGGGGCACCGUUCCGGGUGAGGCGUCCACCAUGGUGAGGCCCCUGAGCCGCUGCCCCUGCGCCCCCCCGGCCGCCGCUGUCUCCUGCCCCUUGGUGCUGCCGCUGCUCCUCCGCCUGCUGUUCCUCCUCCAUCUCCGGAUCGGAUCGCGGUGAGGGAAAGAUGAGCGAGGAGACGGCGACUUCUGACGACGAUAAUAGUUAUGCACGAGUCCGAGCUGUGGUGAUGACCCGGGAUGACUCAAGUGGUGGAUGGUUACCACUUGGGGGGAGUGGACUGAGCUGCGUCACUAUCUUCAGAGUUCCUCACCAGGAAGAGAAUGGCUGUGCUGACUUUUUUAUCCAUGGAGAGCGACUCAGGGACAAAAUGGUGGUUUUGGAAUGUAUGCUUAAAAAGGACCUCAUUUACAAUAAAGUCACUCCUACAUUUCAUCACUGGAAGAUUGACGACAAAAAGUUUGGCCUUACCUUUCAAAGCCCUGCUGAUGCAAGAGCGUUUGAUAGAGGCAUUCGAAGAGCAAUAGAGGAUAUUUCUCAAGGGUGCCCAGCAUCAAAAAAUGAAACUGAAGGACUAGAUGAUGAAUUACAAGCACCUGAAGAGGACACUUCCAGUUCUCUAGUAAAAGAUCACCUUUUCCAACAAGACACAGUUGUUACCAGUGAGCCCUAUAGAGGCUCAAAUACAAGACCUCCUCCAUUUGAAGACCUGAAUGCCAGAAGAGUCUACUUGCAAAGCCAAGCCAAUCAGGUAACAUUCGGUCAGCCAGGCCUAGACAUUCAAAGCAAAGGUAUGGAAUAUGUGCAACGGCAAAUAUCCAAGGAGUGUGGAAGCCUCAAGUCUCAAACUAGGGGUCCUUUGAAACCUAUCAGACAUGUCAGCUUUCAAGACGAAGAUGAAAUUGUCAGAAUUAACCCUCGUGAUAUCUUAAUACGUCGUUAUGCAGACUACAGACAUCCUGACAUGUGGAAAAAUGACUUGGAGAGAGAUGAUACAGACUCCAGUAUUCAGUUUUCAAAAUCAGACAGUAAAAAACCUGAUUAUCUGUACUCUUGUGGUGAUGAAACUAAGUUAAGUUCACUCAAAGACUCUGUGGUAUUUAAGACACAGCCUUCCUCAUUAAAAUUUAAGAAGUCAAAACGAAGAAAAGAGGAUGGUGAACGUUCUCGCUGCAUAUACUGCCAGGAGAGGUUUAAUCAUGAAGAAAAUGGCAGAGGGAAAUGUCAGGAUGCUCCAGACCCUAUUAAAAGAUGCAUAUAUCAAGUUAGUUGCAUGCUCUGUGCAGAGAGCAUGUUGUAUCAUUGUAUGUCAGACUCUGAGGGAGAUUUUUCUGAUCCCUGUUCUUGUGACACUAGCGAUGACAAGUUCUGCUUACGAUGGUUAGCCCUGGUAGCUUUGUCUUUCAUUGUACCAUGUAUGUGCUGCUAUGUCCCUUUGAGAAUGUGCCAUCGCUGUGGAGAGGCCUGUGGGUGCUGUGGUGGGAAACAUAAAGCUGCUGGAUGAAAUGAUCCAGUGCCAAAAUGAGCUUAAAAUCUUUGUUUCCAGGAAUUAACUAGCUUGGAUUUGUGGAAGCUUUUGGCAAG